Messenger RNA from Pan troglodytes (chimpanzee), 3482 nucleotides. RefSeq names its product neuroblastoma breakpoint family member 15. NCBI's taxonomy places the organism in Eukaryota, Metazoa, Chordata, Mammalia, Primates, Hominidae. The record is from RefSeq and is a predicted model, not a curated record.
GUGCACAUUUCAGGGAGCCUUGGGAGGACCCCGAAUCACUGAUGGAAUUGGGCAGUGCAUGGAGAUGGCUCAGCAGGACGAGGUCCCUGGCCCCACCUCUUCUGCCACAAACGUCAGCAUGGUGGUAUCAGCCGGCCCUUUGUCCAGCGAGUAGGCAGAGAUGAACAUUCUAGAAAUCAAUGAGAAAUUGCGCCCCCAGCUGGCAGAGAAGAAACAGCAGUUCAGAAGCCUCCGAGAUAAAUGUUUUGUAACUCAACUGGCCGGCUUCCUGGCCAACGGACAGAAGAAAUACAAAUAUGAAGAGUGCGAAGACCUCAUAAAAUUUAUGCUGAGGAAUGAGCGACAGUUCAAGGAGGAGCAGCUCAAGCAAGCUGAGGAGCUCAGGCAAUAUAAAGUCCUGGUUCACUCUCAGGAACGAGAGCUGACCCAGUUAAGGGAGAAGUUACGGGAAGGGAGAGAUGCCUCCCGUUCAUUGCAUGAGCAUCUCCAGGCCCUCCUCACUCCGGAUGAGCCGGACAAGUCCCAGGGGCAGGACCUCCAAGAACAGCUGGCUGAGGGGUGUAGACUGGCACAGCAACUUGUCCAAAAGCUCAGCCCAGAAAAUGACAACGAUGACGAUGAAGAUGUUCAAGUUGAGGUGGCUGAGAAAGUGCAGAAAUCGUCUGCCCCCAGGGAGAUGCAGAAGGCUGAAGAAAAGGAAGUCCCUGAGGACUCACUGGAGGAAUGUGCCAUCACUUGUUCAAAUAGCCAUGGCCCUUAUGACUCCAACCAGCCACAUAGGAAAACCAAAAUCACAUUUGAGGAAGACAAAGUCGACUCAACUCUCAUUGGCUCAUCCUCUCAUGUUGAAUGGGAGGAUGCUGUACACAUUAUUCCAGAAAAUGAAAGUGAUGAUGAGGAAGAGGAAGAAAAAGGGCCAGUGUCUCCCAGGCUCAGCAGGGAGCUGCUGGAUGACAAAGGGCCUGAAGUCUUGCAGGACUCACUGGAUAGAUGUUAUUCAACUCCUUCAGGUUGUCUUGAACUGACUGACUCAUGCCAGCCCUACAGAAGUGCCUUUUACGUAUUGGAGCAACAGCGUGUUGGCUUGGCUGUUGACAUGGAUGAAAUUGAAAAGUACCAAGAAGUGGAAGAAGACCAAGACCCAUCAUGCCCCAGGCUCAGCAGGGAGCUGCUGGAUGAGAAAGGGCCUGAAGUCUUGCAGGACUCACUGGAUAGAUGUUAUUCGACUCCUUCAGGUUAUCUUGAACUGCCUGACUUAGGCCAGCCCUACAGCAGUGCUGUUUACUCAUUGGAGGAACAGUACCUUGGCUUGGCUCUUGACGUGGACAGAAUUAAAAAGGACCAAGAAGAGGAAGAAGACCAAGGCCCACCAUGCCCCAGGCUCAGCAGGGAGCUGCUGGAGGUAGUAGAGCCUGAAGUCUUGCAGGACUCACUGGAUAGAUGUUAUUCAACUCCUUCCAGUUGUCUUGAACAGCCUGACUCCUGCCAGGCCUAUGGAAGUUCGUUUUAUGCAUUGGAGGAAAAGCAUGUUGGCUUUUCUCUUGACGUGGGAGAAAUUGAAACGAAGGGGAAGGGGAAGAAAAGAAGGGGAAGAAGAUCAAACCCACCAUGCCCCAGGCUCAACGGCAUGCUGAUGGAAGUGGAAGAGCCUGAAGUCUUACAGGACUCACUGGAUAGAUGUUAUUCGACUCCGUCAAUGUACUUUGAACUACCUGACUCAUUCCAGCACUACCGAAGUGUGUUUUACUCAUUUGAGGAAGAGCACAUCAGCUUCGCCCUUUACGUGGACAACAGGUUUUUUACUUUGACGGUGACAAGUCUCCACCUGGUGUUCCAGAUGGAAGUCAUAUUCCCACAAUAAGCAGCCCUUACUAAGCCCAGAGAUGUCAUUCCUGCAGGCAGGACCUAUAGGCACGUGAAGAUUUGAAUGAAAGUAUAGUUCCAUUUGGAAGCCCCGACAUAGGAUGGGUCAGUGGGCAUGGCUCUAUUCCUAUUCUCAAACCAUGCCAGUGGCAACCUGUGCUCAGUCUGAAGACAGUGGACCCACGUUAGGUGUGACACGUUCACAUAACUCUGCAGCACAUACCGGGAGUGAUCAGUCAGACAUUUUAAUUUGAACCACGUAUCUCUGGGUAGCUACAAAAUUUCUCAGGGAUUACAUUUUGCAGGCAUGUCUCUGAGCUUCUAAACCUGCUCAAGGUCAGUGUCAUCUUUGUGUUUAGCUCAUCCAAAGGUGUUACCCUGGUUUCAAUGAACCUAAUCUCAUUCUUUGUGUCUUCAGUGUUGGCUUGUUUUAGCUGAUCCAUCUGUAACACAGGAGGGAUCCUUGGCUGAGGAUUGUAUUUCAGAACCACCAACUGCUCUUGACAAUUGUUAACCCGCUAGGCUCCUUUGGUUAGAGAAGCCACAGUCCUUCAGCCUCCAAUUGGUGUCAGUACUUAGGAAUACCACAGCUAGAUGGACAAACAGCAUUGGGAGGCCUUAGCCCUGCUCCUCUCAAUUCCAUCCUGUAGAGAACAGGAGUCAGGAGCCGCUGGCAGGAGACAGCAUGUCACCCAGGACUCUGCCGGUGCAGAAUAUGAACAAUGCCAUGUUCUUGCAGAAAACGCUUAGCCUGAGUUUCAUAGGAGGUAAUCACCAGACCGCUGGAGAAUGUAGAACACUGAGCAGGACAACUGACCUGUCUCCUUCACAUAGCCCAUAUCACCACAAAUCACACAACAAAAAGGAGAAGAGAUAUUUUGGGUUCAAAAAAAGUAAAAAGAUAAUGUAGCUGCAUUUCUUUAGUUAUUUUGAACCCCAAAUAUUUCCUCAUCUUUUUGUUGUUGUCAUGGAUGGUGGUGACAUGGACUUGUUUAUAGAGGACAGGUCAGCUGUCUGGCUCAAUGAUCUACAUUCUGAAGUUGUCUGAAAAUGUCUUCAUGAUUAAAUUCAGCCUAAACGUUUUGCCGGGAACACUGCAGAGACAAUGCUGUGAGUUCCCAACCUCAGCCCAUCUGCGGGCAGAGAAGGUCUAGUUUGUCCAUCACCAUUAUGAUAUCAGGACUGGUUACUUGGUUAAGGAGGGGUCUAGGAGAUCUGUCCCUUUUAGAGACACCUUACUUACAAUGAAGUACUUGGGAAAGCGGUUUUCAAGAGUAUAAAUAUCCUGUAUUCUAAUGAUCAUCCUCUAAACAUUUUAUCAUUUAUUAAUCCUCCCUGUGUCUAUUAUUAUAUUCAUAUCUCUACACUGCAAAUUUUGGGUCUCAAUUUUUACUGUGCCUUUGUUUUUACUAGUGUCUGCUGUUGCAAAAAGAAGAAAACAUUCUCUGAGUUUUAAUUUUUGUCCAAAGCUAAUUUUAAUCUAUACAAUUAAAACCUUUUGCCUAUCACUCUGGACUUUUGGAUUGUUUUUUACAUUCAGUGUUAUAAUAUUUGAUUAUGCUGAUUGGUUUUGGUGGGUACUGAUGCGAAUUAAUAAAAACAUUUCAUUUCCAUGUUUA